Molecule: messenger RNA, 3418 nt
Organism: Microbotryum saponariae
Lineage: Eukaryota; Fungi; Basidiomycota; Microbotryomycetes; Microbotryales; Microbotryaceae
Source: the annotation of a GenBank genome assembly
AUGCUCCUGCGCCAGCUCGUCGCGGGCGUCCGGCCCAUCAGCUCCGAAGAGCACCCCAAGAUUUGGAGCAGCAGUCGAUCCGCAGUACCGCCCUCGGCGUCCACGUCCAUGCCGUCGUCCCCGGUCGCGCAGUUGGCCAAGCCCAGCGGUCGCGUCGCUUCCAUGGUCCAGGAUUUCGAGGCCGUCAGUCUCAGCGCUCAUUCCCGGCCCUACGCUGCGAUCCCUGCCUCGCCAACGAGCAGCGACGCCAACGCUCCUCCACGACUACCUCCGUUAUCAACGACCACGACCAAGCAGGCCUACCUCGGUCGAUCGACCGCCUCGCCUCGAUCGGCACCGCCGGAAGGGACCUCGAACCCGACUUCCCCCACCGUACCGGCCUCGGUGUUUCAGAAGCAGCAGUCCAGGCGCAUGCCGACCUCCCCAGAGGCGGAGAAGCGUAGUCGAUCCGCUCAACCCACGCCCACAUCCGUAGCAGGCAAAGAGAACCAGUUCCACUCGCCGACUCCGUCAAGACCUCUGUCAUUCCACGCCCCUGCGGGUUCGAACGCCCCGUCUGCCUUGGCUCUGGCCGAACCAUUUCGGCGGUCGACCCUUGGCUCACUUGGGGACGAUUGGGAGACGAUGAUGGCGUCGUCUCAAAUUAGCGUCGAGACCAUGGCCACGCGUGCGACCGAUUCGACCCAUAUGACCACGAGCAGUGAAAACUCCAACCCUUCGCUCGUCUCGGCCGAGCACGCUCAAAUCGGCCAGGUCCAGGUCGUCGAUGCCGGACGAAGGGUUAACGAAGUUCCAACCGUCCUCUCUGCGUCAAACCUUCGACCUCAGAUCAUCGAGACCCGUCCGACACCGCGCAAACCACCUUCACCAAUCCUCACCCGUACGCGUGCGCCAGGCUCUUCACGACUCCUCGGUGCGGAGACUGCCGAAGCCGCCAAAGUCAAGACGCCCGAUACCGCCGAUUGGCUGAGUUCACGGCCCCUCUCUGCAGCUCAACUCGAAUCGAGUGCGCGAGCGUCGUCGAGUCCCCCCCUUCCGUUGAUCCCUGCUUGGAGUCCCUCGUUGUUCACUGAAGACCUCUCCCAAUCAGGCAAGAGGAUCUCCCCGGCUCAUCGAGAGCUUUCAUAUGCUCCUCUGUUGAUGGGGGAUCAGACCGCCCCUCCACCCCCUAUUGCGAAGGAUGAGGCACCUACGCGUCGACAACGAGCGAAUACACUUGGAGGUGGACUCAAGGCCCCCUUUUCAGAUCUUAAACCUGUUAGAGUCGAAACGGCGGAGGAGAAGGAGGCUCGGAUCGAGGAGGCGUUUUCGAGGUUGCUGGUGAGACCCAAGCCACAGUGGUCUCUUCUGUACCGAGCUCUGACAUGUCGUCUCUCUCAACAGGACACGAUGCAAUUGCCGAACCGCAGUGUGCGAACCAAGAUGCUCGGUCUCGCCCUCCCACUCAAAGAAGAGAUGCUACGCGCAUCCCACCUUUCCUCCCCCACACCUUCGAGCCACUCGACUUCCUCCCACGCUGUACCUUCCGUUUCAGUCCAAGCCGCUCGUCCAAAUGGAGCUCAUCAUCAACGAGGUCGCUCCCUCAACAACGCCUACGACUCCCCUCCCAUCACCCCAGCGACGACGAAGAAGGAGUCGUCGUUCAAAUCAGUCGUGAUGAGGAAGAGUAAAAGCAAUUCGAGUCUUCGAGCUGCAGCUUCUCUCCCCGUCACCUCAUCCAAGAAAAGAGGAGACGGCUCGGCUACGCAUUCCCGUACUUCUUCCGCAACAUCGAUCAUCCUACGCUCGUUCGGCAAAUCCUCAGGCAAGGACGUUGCACCUUCGGCUAGCGGUCCCUCGACGAAAUCCGCGGUUGAAGGAGAAGAUGCCGUCUGGUGGGCCGUAAGGAUGCGUUCGUCCUCUUCUUCGGCACUUGAAGUCCAUGAAGUUGCGAGGAUGCGUAGGCGUUUAAGGAAUGAGACACCUGGAUGGGUGAACGAUUUCUUGACGAACGGGGGCUACGUCGGGAUGCUGGAGAGGUUGAAGGAGUUGUUGGAGAUGGAAUGGAGGUGCGUGGGUUUGCUGUUUUCUGCGUGGGCUUUGCCGUGUGCUGACUCUGAGUUUGAAUUGGGUGGGCAGGGAGGAGCAACACGACGACCAACUCCUGCAAGAACUGUUGAGGUGCUUCAAGGCUUUGACCAUGACCGCCGUAAGCUGGAUCUUCCUUAGCUCUCCUGCGGAUGAACGCCAUACUGACCCCCCUUGGCAACGUUUUACAGUGCGGCAAGCGAGCCCUCGCCUCGCGUUCACCGACCCCCUUCCUCCCCCUUGCGAACCUUUUGUUCUCUGAGAAGCGCCCCGGCGAUCUAGCAUGUCGUCAAUUGCUCGUCGAGCUCCUUCUCUCCCUCUUCGACCUCUGCCCCGUCGAUGCUGCCCCCAUCCCCGCUUCAGAAUGGACCACCCUCUCCCUCAUGUCCCUUCACAAACCCCUCGAGUGCCAACGUCGUUACACACGCAAGAUGAAAGUCGAUCCGGACGAAGAUGUAGGGGAAGAAGUCUUUGAUGCUUCGAGGAUCGAAGGGACGAGGUUGCUUGUGAGGUCUAUGAUGUUGGGUCCUCCGGACGAGAAGGAGGAAGCCAAGGUGGACUUUAUCAAGAAUGCGCAUCGGGCGAGACCGUUCAAGAAGUGGAUGGUCGAGAUGAGCGAUUGUGUCAGGGAUUAUUUUUGGUGAGUUGGGCUUGGGCAUGGGGAGGUGUCAAACGCGGGGCUUGGGGUGCUGACGAGACGUCUAAAUUUCAUUCGUGCAGGAUCUUUUGCCAUGCGCAGAACUUGUUCUGGUCGUUGGAACAGAUCAACGUCGAGCAGGUCGAAGCCCCCGCCGUGCCCUCCGGAAUGACAGGUGGGGUCGAGUACGAAGCCAUGGCGUAUUGCGUGAGUCUAGCCCUGGCUUGCCGACUCGCAUCGAGGAAUUGCUUGACUUACCGAGUGUGUUCUGUCGUCCAUGCUAGGCAACGCAUUUCCGCCUCAUCAACGCCCUCGCGAGCGCAUGCGCCACACCCGAGAUCGCCUUCGCCUUUCACCAAGAACUCUUUGAAAGCGGGUUCGAGCGCAUCCUUCUCGUGAGCUAAAGCCCACAAAUCUACUGCGUGCCUAGCCUUUACUGAAACCCCAUCCCGCCCUACCUCUCUACAGACCCUCCGCCGCGCCUCCCUCGUUUACUACCCAACCCUACACCUCGAAUUAUCGCGCUACAUAUCCCUCGCCCGUUCCGUACGCUUCAACCUCGGUUCCCGAGUGUUGGCGUGUAUCGAUGCUCGUACGCUCAGCAGGGAAGAACAUUACGUGCUCGAACUGGCUCGACAACAUCAUCAGGCGCAGAAGAAGGCGCCGACGUCGCCUUCGGGGGCUCCGCAAUUGGAAUUGAACAUUGGGUCAUGA